Messenger RNA from Manduca sexta (tobacco hornworm), 1295 nucleotides. RefSeq names its product para-nitrobenzyl esterase-like. Bases 279 to 938 code for a protein of 219 amino acids. Lineage: Eukaryota; Metazoa; Arthropoda; Insecta; Lepidoptera; Sphingidae. The record is from RefSeq and is a predicted model, not a curated record. The transcript is spliced from 2 exons.
AACAAAGUACAAACCUAUAAACAGAGGUUUAUCACAUAGUAACUGUCAUAAUUUUGAAUUAGUUUACGUUUAUACAACGAAGGAAAAACUACAAUAAGUAAUUAAUAUCUCAGCAGAUCCCACGAAAACAAAGGACAAAUAUUUUAUUAGUUGUUGACAAGAUACUUUCUUAUUUAGUCUCUUAGUUUUUUCCUUACUAAUACUAUAUUAAUUCGGUGGUAUAGUGACAAGAGUGUGCAUUCGCAGUCGAGUUUUUUGUCGAGAAAUACGUCUCUGCAAUGAUAAUUUUAUCAUUAAUGUGUAUCGUGUCCUCAGUAUAUUGUGAUUCAGUUAGUGUUUCUACAAAUCAAGGUACACUUAUAGGUCGAAAAAAUAAAACCGAGAAUGGCGUUGAAUACAAUGAAUUCUUACAAAUACCAUUCGCAAAGCCACCUGUAGGAAAUUUAAGAUUUAAGAGCCCACAACCACCAGAAUCGUGGGAAGGCGAAAGAGAUGCCAGAGAAGCCGAUGAGAACCAUAUAUGUACCCAAUCUGACAUCAUCACACAACGUACAAAAGGCAGCGAAGAUUGCUUGUACCUCAAUGUCUUUAGUCCGAUUUCAGCAAGCAAAACAAAUAGUAAGCCAGUGAUAGUUUUCAUUCAUGGAGGAGGUUACAUCUUUGGUAAUGGUAUUUUGAAAAAUGAAAAUAACCCGACUUAUCUACUCGAAAAUGACGUUAUCGUUGUAUUCAUAAACUAUAGGCUUGGAGUCUUUGGAUUUUUAUCAUUAGAUAUUCCUGAAACAGCCGGAAACAUGGGUUUAAAAGAUCAACUAAUGGCUUUGAAAUGGGUUCAAGAAAAUAUAGAACAUUUUGGAGGUGACAAAGAUAAUGUUACGAUUAUGGGGAUUAAGUGCCGGUUCAGCAUCAGUGGAAUAUCAUAUACUUUCACCGGUUAGUAAAGGACUUUUCAGCAAAGCAAUAAUGCAAUCUGGAUCAGCUCUAAACCAUUGGGCUAUAAACCACAACAUUAAAAAUCUAAGUAUGACAUUAGUAAGAGAACUGGGUUAUAAAGCAUCUGAAGAUAAUGACAGAGCAAUAUACCAGUUUAUAUUAAAUACAAACGCAAUAGAUUUAUUAACGGCCAGUAUUAAAGUUACUGAUCCACGGAAUUUCAAUGGACUUUUCUUUGGUUUCGUUCCUUCUAUCGAAAAAGAUUUUGGGACGGGAGAAACAUUUUUAAGUGAAUAUCCUUAUAAUUUACUCAAAGAAGGAAGAUUUCAGAAAGUACCUAUAAUAAGAGGAUUUUGCGAAUU